GAAUUGAAAGGUUUCUGAAUGUUGGUUUUAUUUUUAUCUAUUUCCCCUACUCUGUUUGCUCUGUUUUAUUAUUUUUAGUUUUCUUUUUAUUUUUUUAAUUUAUUAGUCAAUAGCUUUGAACAAUUUAAAGUGUACCCACAGUAUAGAUAGAUCAAACCAAAGCCGUGUCUCCCGGGAACAUUUUUUCCCCAAAUGAAAUUGUCAAUAAUAUUCACGAAAUUGCCCGUGUAGUCAGGGAAGUACUUUAUUUGUCUGCAAAAAAUGACUUAAGCCCUUUAUGAAUGAGACUGUUGGCUUUAGCUUCUGUUACAUCUAUAGCCUAAGCCUAUUAUAAUAUGAACCAAGUACAACUCUCAAAUGCAAAUAUUUUCAACAAAAGCUCUCAAACCCAUUUUCAAUCAUAUUAUGAAUUAUUUCGUACAUAGUAUGAUUCACCAUACGUUGCUUCUGUUCCUCAUUUUCAGAAUUUGCAUUUGCUUAGACACAAUAUCAAUAAAAACCAAUCCCGUUAGAGAUAUAGACAAGUAUGUUUUGGUCUCUAGCGGAGAAACUUUUGCACUUGGAUUCUUCAGUCCAGGCAAAUCGAAUUACCGCUAUGUUGGAAUUUGGUAUCACAAAAUUCCAGGCCAAACAGUUGUCUGGGUUGCUAACAGAGACAGUCCUGUAAACGAUUCCUCUGGUUUUCUCUCCAUUGAUGCUACAAAUGGAAACCUUGUACUCUACAAAACAGACAGGAUUAAUAUCAAUCAGACAGUUGUCAAUGUUGUGUGGUCCACAAAUGCUUCUUCUUCAGCAUGUUCACCAACAAGUUACUGUGUAGCUCGGCUAUUGGAUUCAGGCAACCUUGUUUUGCUCCAUAACAUCACAAAACAGGUUAUAUGGCAGAGUUUUGACUACCCAACAAACACAAUGCUUCCAAACAUGAAACUUGGGAUAGAUCGAAGAACUGGACUGAACAGGUUCCUGACAUCUUGGAAGUCUGAAGAUGAUCCGGGAACAGGGAAUUUCUCAUACAGGUUUGACCCAAGUGGGUCCCCCCAGAUGAUCAUGUACAAGGGGCAGUUUCGAUGGUGGCGAACUGGUCACUGGAAUGGGAUCAGAUGGAGUGGCCUGGGCAUACCAGCCGCGACUGUUAAAUUCCUCUUCAAUGUGAGUUUUGUGAACGACAACAAUGAAAUCACUUAUAUGUGGGAUGUGUUCGAUUACUUAUUCUCGUCUAGAAUUGUGGUUAAUGAGUCAGGAUUGUUACAACAUUUUACAUGGAAAGAGGGAGCUGAGAGAGGAUGGAAUGGAAUGUGGUCAGCACCGAUAGAGAGCUGUGACCAAUAUGGACAUUGCAGUGCAUUUGGUCUUUGUGAUUCUAGCAAUGCAGAACAGUUUGAGUGCAUUUGUUUGCCGGGAUACCAACCCAGGUCUCCUACUCAAUGGUACAUGAGAGAUGCAAAUCAAGGAUGUGUAAGGAAGCCAGGAUCAUUGAUUUGCAGGGAAGGUGAAGGGUUCGUGAAAGUGGCAAAUGUCAAGCUUCCUGAUACAUCAAAUGUUAAAGUAUUUGCUAGCGGUUUGAGCUUGAAAGCAUGUGAGAAGGAGUGCUUGAUUAACUGCAAUUGCACGGCUUAUGCUCAAGCUAAUAUUAGUCGAGGCAGUGGAUGUAUACUAUGGCAUGGGAAUUUGACGGAUACCAGAAAGUGCACUGAUGAUGGUGGUCAAGAUUUAUACGUUCGUGUUGAUGAGCAUGAAUUAGCACAAAAUGCCCAGAAACCAAAAGGUAUGCUUGUCACUAAAUGGACCCAUAUCCUUUUGGUAGUCUCUGGUGUCUCAAUUUUGUUCGGUAUCAUCUUCUUUGCAUAUUGGUUUCUAAAGAGGACAAGAAAAGGACAACGUAAUCUGUUUCUUGAUGCUAACAUUACUUCUGAUGAAUCCACCAACGAAAAGAAGCUUGUGGGGGGUAAAAGACAUCCGGAUUUACCAUUUUUCGAACUAAGAACCUUAAUGAAUGCCACAGACAAUUUCUCUCCUACAAAUAUGCUUGGACAAGGUGGAUUUGGUUCAGUCUAUAAGGGUCAACUAGAGAAUGGACAGGAGAUAGCUGUGAAAAGGUUAUCAAAACAUUCUGGACAAGGAAUGGAAGAGUUCAAGAACGAAGUCACGGUGAUAGCAAGACUACAGCACAGAAAUCUUGUGAGGCUUUUGGGUUUUUGCAUCCACAAGGAAGAGAAGAUGUUGGUAUACGAAUACUUGCCAAACAAAAGCUUGGACUACUUAAUAUUUGAUGGAACAAGGUCACAUUUGGACUGGACAAAGCGGUUUGAAAUUGUUACUGGAAUUGCUCGAGGGAUCUUAUAUCUUCACCAAGAUUCAAGACUGAAAAUCAUCCAUAGGGAUCUAAAAGCUAGCAAUGUUCUACUAGAUGACUCCAUGAAUCCAAAAAUUUCAGAUUUUGGAAUGGCUAGGAUAUUUGGGGAAGACCAAAUCCAUGCAAAUACAAGCAGAGUAGUUGGUACAUAUGGUUACAUGUCACCAGAAUAUGCAAUGCAAGGGCUAUAUUCAACAAACUCUGAUGUGUUCAGCUUUGGUGUUUUGCUACUAGAGAUCAUUACGGGUAGGAAGAACACAGAUAGAAUCAAUGGAAGCCCCUUCCCAAAUCUCAUUGGACACAUUUGGAAGUUAUGGAAGGAAGGAAGAGUGUUGGAUAUAGUUGAUCCAACACUGUGUCAGCCCUUUUCCGCUCAGGAGGAGGUUUCAAAAUGCAUCCACAUUGGGCUACUGUGUGUGCAGGAAAGUCCCACAGACCGACCAACCAUGUCGGCUGUUAUUUUAAUGUUGGCUAAUGAAACCACGCUUCCUCUACCCAACACACCAGCAUUUAUUUUCCGGCGAAAUGCCUAUCAUAAUGCUGAAUCUUCAACAUCUAGAUCAGGAGAAGCUAUUUCUUCGAAUAGCAUUACCAUAACUACACUCGAAGCUCGUUGAGUUCAAUAUAUAAGGUUGUGAACUUCUAUUUCUCGUUCUUGAAUCUAGAACGUAUAGCAUGAUACGAAUGAUAUUUCUCAUCAUUUCAUGUGAGUGAAAAUGGAUAUAUUAUAGGAAUUAUGUUUUUCAUAAUUCCUUGUGAGUGAAAGUGGAUGUAUUAGUAUAAAAGUAAUUUUUUUUUUUAAUGCUUUUGUCAUUUUUGUUCACAUUUAUAUCAUGUAAACUGCUCGUUAAGGUA
Ziziphus jujuba (common jujube) is the source of this 3208-nucleotide messenger RNA. RefSeq names its product G-type lectin S-receptor-like serine/threonine-protein kinase RKS1. Gene Ontology annotation, biological process: recognition of pollen; protein phosphorylation. The record is from RefSeq and is a predicted model, not a curated record. Lineage: Eukaryota; Viridiplantae; Streptophyta; Magnoliopsida; Rosales; Rhamnaceae. The transcript has 7 exons. The coding region runs from base 358 to 2970 and encodes 870 amino acids. Gene Ontology annotation, molecular function: ATP binding; protein serine/threonine kinase activity.